CCAUUGUUCUGAGGAGAGUCUCAGUCGUCAUUAGCUGGUAGUAUGGUCAGGGUGUUUCAAGACUCUAGUGUGCUAUCCGUAUCUCUCUGACCACUGCAAAUAAGGAACCGGUUCUGUCAAACGUAGUCGUUCAAUCAAUUUGGAGUAAUGAAAGUCAAGUGAAAUUACCAAUUGAAUACCGAUUGUCAAUUUGGAAGACAGAAUGGCCCAGGAGCGACCACCACGGACUGGAGAUAAUGUGCCUGAUACAACAUUUCUGGUGCUAGAACAUACCCGGCAGACGAAGCGUAUCCAACGAAAAGAGCUACAGACAGCCAUCAACAAUGAGUUGCUGGCCAUCAUUGACGAGCCGGAAAUCGAAGAUGGUUUGCCCAAGAUGCACGCACUGCUGGAAGACUGCAGGUGGGAUACGCUACAUAAUCUGAUCGAAGAAAUGAAGGACUGGGACGUGCAGACAACAAUUCCGGAGCCUAAGACAUUCUUGUUCAACUCCAAAAUUCAACCAACUUUAGGAAAGAUGCUCGUCUCCAACAUUCUUUACCAACCGUAUCUACAACCCUUCAUCAUUCGCUUCGCCGCUUUCAACGAGAGAAUCGCUCCGGAGCUGAAUGCACCUCUCCACUAUGCCGUCGAAUCGCUGAACGUCGACUUCUUGACAUGGCUCCUGUCCCAGCCAUCCAUUGAGAUCAACAUUCGCAACAAACAAAGCAAAACGCCACUAUUUCUUCUGUGUGAGCAAUACGACGCCGUGCUGAACAGUCCAAAGUUCAAGAAACGCACCUUACAGCUGACCAAGAGUCCAAUCAAGGUGGAAGAUAUCCGACACUGCAUUCUGCUGCUGCUCGACCACGGUGCGGACUUCAAUGUAUGCAGCGAUCGGCUUAAGCUACCCUUCGAACUGCUGAUGAAAAACUCGUCCAACGAAAAUAAGACGUUCCUAAAGGAGUGCGUCAAACGGUUCAACGGUGCUAUAGCUAUCGGGAAAAGAGGCGGUGCUAAUAAACAACUAUGUUUGGGAUUCUACCAAGAAUGGGUUCAAAUCAAGGUGACUGUUGAACUGUUGGAAAUUCUUCUGCGCUUCAAGGAGGAACAACGAUUCGAACGAAAGUUUCUGCAGUUCAAGGUCGACGAAUGGAACGUGAGAGAGGUGAUACGACUGCUGCUGCACAUUGCAGUCGAACUAGAUAUGGAGCGAUCGGUUAAAACGAUCAUCGAACAUGCCGGUCAGCUUAUCUUCAAAACUGUGAAGCCGAUAACCUCUAAGAAAAAAGUCCUGCGUGUUUGCGAACCAGAUCCGGAACACGAUGCCAAGGGAUCCGAGUUGGUAUACCGAGUGGAACUGAAAGGACUGCUUAAGAAAGCUUGUGAACGCGGGAACGUAUCGACGCUGACGCUCCUUCUGGGACACAUUACUGAUCGAAUCCUGGUGAAUGACGACCCUAUUCUGGUAUUCACGCUGAACCGGGCACAAGAGCUGUGGAGGCGCGAGGAGGAAAGAGCAAAAGUUCUACAGUGUGCGGAAUUUUUGGCCAAGGAUCAAAAAAUCCAUCUCACGCGGACGGACAACAAUGGCAACACUGCUUUGCACACGUCGCUGAAAUUCGGUUUCACCGACAUUGCUUUGGACCUUUUGCAGCAGAAAUAUGCCUUCCUGGGUGUUCGCAACAAAGACAAUCAGACCCCACUGGACUUUGCCCGCUUCGAAUUCUGGAAGAUGUAUUUUGAUCAGUGCGUUGCAAUCGAUGUUCGACGAUCUUACUUCGAUCGAAACGAAAUCCGACUGAACCUGAAUGGAUUUGAUCCGUUUAUUUUCAAGAAACGUCCGACAAAAAAGACCUCUCCCAAAGAUCGUAGUGAGAUGAAUCUUUGGCGAAUCGUUGAAAAGGCUUCUUCGUCGAAUGUUUCCCAUCAACAACCCCAACAGACCUACGUCACCGAAAUGGAUCCCGUGAAGAUCAUCGCCAAAUCCAAAGAACUCAAACGUCUACUGCUUCAUCCGGUCAUCUAUACCUUCAUCCUGGUCAAAUGGCUACGGCUGACCAAGUGGAUCUACCUCAAUCUGAUCUGCACCCUUGCAACAGUCGUUUGCUUUGGCCUACAUUCGCUCGACACUUGCAACGGUGACAAUCAAUACUCGAUCGCUCUGAACGUGAUCACCUGGAUCGGUGCUAUUUAUAUGAUAGGGAGAGAAAUGGUUCAAAUUUUGUUUCUUCGGCUGUCGUACUUUUCUUCGUUCGAGAAUUACUUGGACAUUGGGACAAUAAUUUCAAUGAUCAUCGUCUUGCUGAACGGUUGUCGAUCCAUACUAUCUUCGCUUAUUGUCAUAGCAUUUGCUCUUCAGCUCACCGUACUGAUCGGGUCACUGCCCUUCAAUACUCUUUCUACGUACAUGUACAUGUUUAAAACCGUUUCGGCGAAUUUCAUGAAGAGCUUCCUGCUUUUCAUCCCGCUACUAGGAGCGUUCACCUUCAGCUUCUUCCUGUCGUACAACGAUCGCACAGUACCGCACAACUCCACAGAAGAUGAGAUUCCGUUCAACACCUUCAGUAGUUUCACGGACGCUGCGCUCAAAACCCUGGUCAUGACCACCGGUGAAUACGAGGCCGCUGGAGUUGACUUCUCCGGUGGCAAGAUCAUUCUCUUCGUCCUAUUCAUCUUCUUCGCUCCGAUCGUCAUCCUGAACUUGAUCAACGGUCUUGCUGUCAGCGACAUCACCGCCAUCAAAGAGGAAUCCGAGCUGAUCAGUUUGCGAAAGAAGGUCCUAAUCUUGGAACGAUAUGAACGCGGUCUUCGGGAGAUGCCGAUCGAGUUCAUCCGUCGGAUGUUCCCGAGUUCGUUCUUCGAGAACCAUUCGUACAUCAUCGUAGUCAAACCGAAGGAACUCCGCAAGAUUCUGGUGCAGCACAUUAAUCCGCAAGCGGAGAAUCAACGAGGCCAGAAGCUUCCGAAAGGUGAAUGGCGCGUGGUUCCGAACAUGCCCGGCGGAUGGCUCGUUCGAGGAUCGGAAGGACUCUUUGUGAAUUUGAAAUUUCUCAAGUUUCCAUUGUUUUGUACGCUGGACGAACAUAUCAUGGACGAGGCGUUGCAAAUUGCCGAUGCGAGUAUUAUGCUCCGGGAGAUUAUGGACAGCAGACGAGCGGAGAUGACUUCUAUGGCAUCAAUGAGCAGUUUCACGGAUACCGAAGACAAGCUGGAAGAAAUGAAGGCCGAGAUCACUAAGAUGAAUCGACUUCUGAUGAGGGCGCUUCAGCAAAAGCAACCCACGAAGAGGAAAAUUUCCGGGAACAAAGCCAAAAUGGUGCGAGAAAUUGACGAACCUGGUGAUAAGUUUACAACAGUAAUCAAAGUCGCAAAAGCCGUAGGAAAGUUCAAGAAAGGCAAAAAGAAGCCCAAGUCUUAGAUAUUACCAUUAAAGUGAUUGAAAUAUUUUACAAAUUUAAAACCAAUAUACGAGUAUAGAUUUAUUUUACAAAAAUAAAAAUACUUAAGUAUUAGUUGCAAUACUUCAUUUCACCGUCACAAAGCUGACUCCCCUUGCGGUUAAUUUAAAUAUGUAGAACGAAGUACACAGUCCUUUCUCUGAAAUACGCUUCUUCAUUCUUCAAGUACAUCCAUCAAAUACUUCGUUUUCCGUCUAAUACACAGAGUUUCACUAAAAUUCUAAGCGUUUCGUUCGUUUUCCCCCCAAA
Molecule: messenger RNA, 3689 nt
Organism: Aedes aegypti (yellow fever mosquito)
Lineage: Eukaryota; Metazoa; Arthropoda; Insecta; Diptera; Culicidae
Product: transient receptor potential cation channel protein painless
Exons: 4
Coding region: 203-3400 (1065 amino acids)
Biological process (GO): monoatomic ion transport; transmembrane transport
Cellular component (GO): membrane
Molecular function (GO): monoatomic ion channel activity; protein binding
Source: RefSeq, a predicted model, not a curated record